AUGAGGCUUCGCUUAUGUCGCCUCGAGGAUCAUAUUCUUGAGGUUCCAUGUGCAAACGCAGAGUUUGGUUGCCCCACAAAUGUGACAUGUUUUAAAAUGCAAAGCCAUUUGCAUCAGUGCGAAUACAGCAGUGCAUUGGAAGGGCGUUGUGUCUGCCCAUUUAGCGGCUGCAACUUCAUUGGAACAUACCGUAAAUUGUACGAUCACGCCAGCAGUGCUCAUUCUGACGAGUUGCAGAUGAUUGAAUGUGGAGAAACAAUGCCUAUAAGCUUUGCUAAUCAUCAGAGGGUAGUUCUCAAGGAACAAAGUAGGGGAGGAGGAGAACUUAUUGUUGUGGAUCGUCUCAUCCAGCCACAUGGUGCACAUUUCAAUGUAAGAUGUAUUUCGCCUAACGUUCCUGGAAUGGGAAACUUCUCCUGGAAGCUGACGGUGAAUACUAUGGAGUUCCCUCGAAGUUUGUUUUCUGACGAAACGAGGCCAGAUCCUUCAAAUUCUAUAAAUUACAGCUCUACUUUCAAGACCGUGAAAGCAGUAAAAGAUGUAGUUAAUGCUGACGUGUGGGAGUAUGUUGAGAACUAUCCACUAGGGGUAAUUAUCAAGUACGUGAAUCUGAAGUUCGCAUGGACCACAAUAUUGGUUCAUUACAUUCUGUCUAGACAACUCUAUUGCAAAAUACGACAUGAGCUUUGGUUUUUGAUAGAAGAACAACCUGCCCUUUUCUUGCUAUUUGAGUUUGAAGAUAUCACAGGUUUAAACUGUGAUCCAAUACCUGAUGCAAUGGUAGUGGAAGAUGUUGAGGAAAGUAAUCUUUUUUGGGCGCUGUUUAAACUGAGACGCCCCCGUUCAACCCCAAGCGCUGAGGACAUACUUGAACUUUGUCGAUCUCCUGAUGUUUGCAGAUCCUGGUCCAGGGAAGACCAGAUUAGGCUGUGUUAUUUGGCCAUCUUGACAGGCGGUUUACUUGCCCUUGAUCGAAGAGAAGCUAUCCCUCCUGCUAAAGCGAAGCUGCUUAUGGAUUUGGAGACUUUCGAGCAGUAUCCCUGGGGAAGAGUGGCUUUUGUUGAACUUGUCCAUCAGAUUAAGACCGCAACAGAAAGUGGUAAGAUUAAGAAUUCCAGUUAUGUCUGCAAGGGGUUCGUGCAAGUAAUUCAGGUCUGGGCGUACGCUUAUAUACCCUGUGUUGGAGAAGCAAUUGGUCGUCCUAUCAGUUCACAUGGUAUAUUGUUACUGAGGUUCAAAGGCAAGGGUGGAAAGCUCUCCUUGAAUGAUACAUUUAAUAAAGCGAAGGUAACUUAUGAGGAUCCUGAGAUUGACAAUCUUUUGGAGUUCCUUCGCCAACACAAAUCCUUGAGUACCAUUACUUGGCAAGCCUUGCCGGUUUACCCAUUCACACCGGUUAAAUGUAACAAGCGUGUUGCAAGCCAAAUAAAAUCGAAAAAAUCAAAGAAGGUGGCAAGCAGCGAGCAAGAGAACACAGCAGAUGGAGGUGAAAUAUCCUCUGAUAUUGCAGGAAAAAAAGACCAAGUAGAAAGCGAUGAUGAAGGACGAGAAUACAUUAUACAACGGAGGCAGACCCCAAGACAUGACUUUCAAAAGUCGCCCACGAAUUACAGUAUUCAGCAGUUGUCUAGAAGAGUAGGGGCAAUCGAAAGUUGCUAUGGACCGCUCUUUGCAAUGCUUCAAUCUGUGGGUGGUUUUACCUUAGAUAAUCUAGAAUCUCGAAUCGCUCAGCUGGAAGAAUUUCAUCAAGUCAAAACACUCGCACACGAUCGGUUUUCUAACACAAAGCUGCCAGCAAAACCAGCAAUAUUAGAAGACAGCAUAGGAGAGCCUUCAGUACAAGGAAUUGGUGGACCCCAGGACCCGGGUAAAGAAGAAGAGAAACAAGAAAACAAACCAGUCGAGGAAGUUCACCCAGACGAGAAGCCAGGAGCAGACAUAGACGAGGAACUGGCAUUUGAGGGCAAAGGAAUAGAGAAUGCAGGAGAAGACAUAACAGAUGGAAUCUUCCAGAAUAUAAAUCAAUCUUACUCCCCGGAGGAAGCUGAGCCUUCAAAGAAACAGGAUCAACGCUUGUUAACUCCAAAGGUUGAAGCGACUUCAGAGUCCAAAAAGGAACCAGAUUAUGAAAGGCCUAUUUCAGUAUCGUCAGAGUCACUCAAAUUAUUAACUUACCCACAAACAGUAAAGGAAGUUCUCACAGACGAUAAUGCAGGAACUUGCAUAGACGAAGAACUGGCAUUUGAGGCCGAAGGAAUAGAUAAUGCAGGAGAAGACAUGUUAGAUAGACUCUUGCAGGAUAUACAUCAAGGAUUAUCUUACUCCCUGGAGGAAGCUGAGCCUUCAAAGAAACAAGAUCAACGCUUAUAUACGAAGAAGAGUUACACGUUAACGGAACGGGAGGACGUAGUAUAUGGUCCACCUGCAGAUUCAGAUCGUACAAAGCUAGUCAAUUUUAUGUGUAAGAGUGAUUCCAUUUAUCCAAUUGGCUCGGAAAUAAGUGCCAGUAAGUUCUUCGAGCACAUGGACGCAUUAAUAUUUCAUCAACAGCCAAGUAUGUUCCCAUCUCAAAGGAUUGCUAUUUUGGACGUAGCGUUCCAGAUGGUGUGGGUACAUAAGUACGAUAUCUGGAAAGCAAAUGAAUUUCUCCCUGGUGGGAGCUUUCACUACUACUACGGACUUGCUCCAGAAUAUUGUCAAACAAACAUGUGGUGGGGGGAAGAUGUGGAUACGCUCUUCUCCUGUCUUAAUGUGUUUGAUAACACUCAUUGGGUAGCCAUGGUAAUUUCCAUUCCAAAUCGAACUAUCAAACUCUAUGAUAGUGGGAAGUGUACGAAAGGAGAUGCUGCGAUAAAGAAAGAGGCGGAGCCGUUUGCCUACAUGAUUCCCUAUGCGUUAUGGUUUUACGCAAAAGAAGAAAACAAGCAAUCAAUGGAUCGUACUAAAUUUAAAAUCGAAUUUAUGCGGAUCAAUACGGAUGACAAUAUGGCCGUAGUGAGGAUGAAACUCGCUGUGGAGAUGUAUUUAGCAACAACAAAAGCAGGCUACAAUCUGUGGGAUACCUCAUUUCUAACAGAUGUCAUUGAUGGUCAUCUUAACUAG
Molecule: messenger RNA, 3102 nt
Organism: Raphanus sativus (radish)
Lineage: Eukaryota; Viridiplantae; Streptophyta; Magnoliopsida; Brassicales; Brassicaceae
Exons: 10
Coding region: 1-3102 (1033 amino acids)
Biological process (GO): proteolysis
Molecular function (GO): zinc ion binding; cysteine-type peptidase activity
Source: RefSeq, a predicted model, not a curated record